AUGGAGAGGAAGUUUGGUUUUCAUCCAAGGUGUUCGAAUAUCAAGCUCACUCAUCUAUGCUUUGCGGAGGAUCUCAUGAUCUUUUCUGAUGGACAGAUACGAUCGAUGGAAGGUAUUCUUGAUGUUUUCAAGGAAUUUUCGAGAAUGUCAGGGCUACAGGUCAGUGCGGAAAAAUUGACUGCUUAUAUCGCUGGUGUUUCUGAUAUAGUGAGACAGGAUAUCAGGCACAGGUUUUUGUUUGAGAUUGGCGAUUUACCAGUCAGAUACUUAGGUCUCCCUUUGCUUACAAAGCAGAUGAGAUCGCUUGACUAUGCUCCGCUCAUAGAUAAGAUCAGAAGCCGUAUCAAUACGUGGACAGCUCGAACUAUUGUGGAGGAUCAUGACAGCAAAAAACUCGCUUUGGGUUCAAUGGAUAAGUACAAAUUUGAUGAGAGAUGCAGGGAGUUAGCAGAAAAUUUUCUAAAAGUGGAGAUCCACAAUGGUCAAAAGGCUUUAUUUUGGUACGAUAAUUGGUCGUCAAUGGGGCCUUUGUUAUCAAAGUUUGGUGCGCAGGGCUGUGUUGAUUUGGGUAUUGCUCAUACGUCUACUCUGAAGGACGUAGAGGAGGAGAUUGAGGGAAUUAAACAGAGCUAUAGAGAAGAUGAAUCUGAUGUAUUUCUUUGGAAGUCAUCGGUGGACAAUUACAAGUGCUGCUUCAGCUCUAAAGCAACUCGGGAUCAGCUUAUAAAUCAUUCUCCACAGGUCCCUUGGGCUGCGGGGAUCUGGUUUAAGCACCACCAUCCGAAGUUUGCUUUCAUAACCUGGUUAACGUGCUUCAUCGACUUGCGACAGGUGAUCGUGUGCGAGCUUGGAAUCUUCAUGCGCAAGCCAACUGUGUGUUCUGUAAUGACGAGCUUGAAACGCGAGAUCAUCUCUACUUUCGAUGUCCUUUUACUGCGAGAAUAUGGGGCCACUUGA
Messenger RNA from Eutrema salsugineum, 957 nucleotides. RefSeq lists its product as uncharacterized. The transcript has 4 exons. The record is from RefSeq and is a predicted model, not a curated record. Lineage: Eukaryota; Viridiplantae; Streptophyta; Magnoliopsida; Brassicales; Brassicaceae. Bases 1 to 957 code for a protein of 318 amino acids.